UACAACCAUUUCCAAUGUCUCUCUCCUACUUAGCCACCACACCAAUCUCGUCUCCCACCACCACCAUCUCCGGCAACCCUCUUCCAAGGUCGGCAAUAAACACUUGCAGAUCUAUUCGUCUUUCAAACCGCACACCAUAUACCUCUUGUCAACUUAACCAACAAAAUCAAGAACCUACUCGUAAUGGCUCUAUUGAUAGGAGAAAUUUGCUCUUUGGGUUGGGAGGAUUAUAUGGAACCGCUGCUGUUACUAAGAAUGCAUUUGGAAAGCCACUACAACCGUUUGACUCUUCAACUUGUCACGAUGCAACCGAUCUUGUAACCGGAGAAAAAGUUCACUGCUGCCCACCUUAUAAAACAGCCAAUAUGGUCGACUUCACACCACCAUCACCUCGAGACCGAUUACGAAUCCGCAAACCAGCCCACAAGUAUAAUUCUGAUGACAUUGCAAAAUUUGAGGCAGCGAUUGCUAAGAUGAAAGCGUUACCAGAUAAUCAUCCAUGGAGCUUCAAGCAACAAGCUGCAAUUCACUGCACUUACUGUGAUGGAGCUUUUUAUCAAUUGAAUACAAAAACCGAACUUCAAGUUCAUCAAAGUUGGUUUUUCCUUCCAUGGCAUCGCUAUUACCUAUACUUUUGGGAGAGAAUUCUUGGAAAACUCAUUGGUGAUGAUACUUUUGCUAUCCCUUAUUGGAACUGGGAUACUCGUGAAGGGAUGUGGUUUCCAAAGAUGUACCAGAAGAGUACCUCUCCUCUGUAUGAUGAAGCUCGGAACACAGAUCAUUAUAAUAAGCUUAUGCAUUACGGGUGUGAAGAAGAAUAUUGUAACAGAAAAAAAACUGAUGAGCUUAUCACUUAUAAUUUAGCUCGGAUUUUUAAGACAUUCCAAGGUGAUAAUUUGAAAAUUCCGUCACUGUUCAUGGGGAACGAAACAAGGGCUGGGGAGGAGUCUGUAGGAGGAGGGAGUUUGGAGCAAUUACUGCACAAUGGUAUUCAUGUAUGGGUUGGACAACCAAAUUCUCCUUACCAUGAUAUGGCAAACUUUGUGACUGCUGCUCGUGAUCCGGUGUUUUUCGCUCAUCACGGCAAUGUGGAUCGUAUGUGGUAUAUCUAUACCCAACUCCGAAAAUGGUCCGGAGAGACCGGUAGAUUCAAGUAUGAAUCAGAUUGGCUCGAAUCAGCUUUUGUCUUCUAUGAUGAGAAUCACCAAGUUGUCAAGGUUAAGGUGAAGAACUGUCUAACCCCAGAGAGCCUAGGAUAUACAUACGAUUCUGCCGAAACCCAUGAAUGGGCAUCCAUUCGUCGGAAGUACAAGAAGCUGAGGAAUAUUGCAGAACAAAAUAGGAGGGAAGGUGACUCACUGAAACUAAACCCAGCAUCCGAGUUUGGUUCCAAACCAAGAAACUUAACUGAACCAAUCCGAGCACUAGUGCAGAGGCCACCGACAUCAGGAACCAAAGAUGAGAAACAAGAUUCAGUUGAAGUUUUAUUCAUAGAAGAUAUCAUCGUUCCACAUGGAUCACCAGCAAGGUUUGAUGUUUACGUGGCAAAAGCAACUGCUGAAGGACAAGUUGGUGAAGGGGAAUUCGCUGGUAGUUUUGUGAACGUUCCACAUUCUAAUCAUGAAUCAUCUAAUGGUGCUCAUGGUUCAAGUUUGCAAUUGGGUAUUAGUUCUUUACUCAAGGAUAUUGAUACUGAAGCGUCAGAGGAAUUGGUUGUGAGUUUGAUUCCUCGAAAUGGUGAGGUUACUGUUGGUGGAGUCAAGGUAGGAUUGGUCCAUGUUAACUAUGAUGACGACGUUUAGCUAGUUAAUGACCGGGUUAGCAAUCUGUGUGCAACAUGCCUAGAGUCCUUAUUUCCGAUCAUCAUGCAUCUUCUUCGUACAAUAAGUGUUUGUUUUCAUUGAGCUAUGCAUAUCUCUAUCAGUCAUGUAGCUCACCAGUCCGUAGAGUUGUGUUUUAAUUUCUUGCAAUUGGGUUAUAUAUGUUUCCCAAUUUGAAUUUAGUGUGUUUGGUAUUGCAUGUAGUUAGUUGUUUAGGAGUGUGAUAAUAAGGAGGUGCAUUUACAU
This is a messenger RNA of Papaver somniferum (opium poppy), 2066 nucleotides long. Its product is annotated as polyphenol oxidase, chloroplastic-like. The transcript has 2 exons. The record is from RefSeq and is a predicted model, not a curated record. Gene Ontology annotation, molecular function: catechol oxidase activity. Lineage: Eukaryota; Viridiplantae; Streptophyta; Magnoliopsida; Ranunculales; Papaveraceae. Bases 15 to 1802 code for a protein of 595 amino acids.